Panonychus citri (citrus red mite) is the source of this 1874-nucleotide messenger RNA. Its product is annotated as chitin deacetylase 1-like. The coding region runs from base 210 to 1826 and encodes 538 amino acids. Gene Ontology annotation, biological process: carbohydrate metabolic process. Lineage: Eukaryota; Metazoa; Arthropoda; Arachnida; Trombidiformes; Tetranychidae. Gene Ontology annotation, molecular function: protein binding; chitin binding. Gene Ontology annotation, cellular component: extracellular region. The transcript is spliced from 5 exons. The record is from RefSeq and is a predicted model, not a curated record.
AUCAUUAUUGUUGGUGGAACGAUAAAGUUCAUCGUUCUCAGAAUCGACGCCAUAUUGUUUACUUUUAAGAAAAAGUUUCUUCUAUUCUUUUUGUAGAAUUUUAGUUUUUUUCUUUCUCCCGAAUUCAACUGACUAACAAGUGAUUCUCAUUGUUGAAACUAAUUGUGAUUGCAAUCACUGCAAUCGCCAUAGCAAUUAACCAAUUCACCAUGAGUUUAAUUGUCUCCAAUCAGUUUAACAAGUCAAAUGUAUUAACAGUGACUUGUUGCCUUUUAAUUGUUUGCUAUUUAAUUCAAAUUGUUCAUCUUGCUGAUAAACUUGAUGAUUUCGUUGAAUCAGGUGCCGUUGAGGGAAUUCCUUGUGUUUCCAAUGGUAAAUUUUAUCGAAAUCCGGAGCAAAUUGGAAUUCGAGAUUGUGCCAAAUACUAUUGGUGCCCUCGGGGUAAAGUUCUUGAGUUCCGUUGUUCAUCUGGACUUUGGUUUGACAUCGAUCGGCAAAUUUGUGACUUUAAAUCAAAAAUUAAUGCGCAAAAUUGUGAAAAAUCACAUGAUGCAUCAACUCCUCGUCCUCUUUUGGCAACUGAAAGUCCAAUUUGCCCAGAAGGUCAAUUAGCUUGUGCCGAUCGGAAAUGUCUUAAUCGCGACGUUUUUUGUGACGGUACCGUUGAUUGUAAUGAUGGUUCAGAUGAGUCUUGGUGUGACCCAGAAAACGAUCCAAAUUCACCUGCCCGAUGUGAUCUGAAUAACUGUACAUUACCAGAUUGUUUCUGUUCCAUUGACGGGACCCGAAUACCAAAUGACCUGAAGCUUGAAGAGACACCGCAAAUGGUUAUAAUCACUUUCGAUGAUGCGGUUAACAAUGAAAAUUGGGAAAUCUAUCAAUCCAUUUUCACACCAAACCGAACCAACGCCAACGGGUGUCCAAUAAGGUCAACUUUUUUCCUCUCUCAUGAAUAUACCAACUAUCGACAUGUUCAGAAACUUUGGAAUGAUAAUCACGAAAUUGCCGUUCAUUCAAUUACACAUCGACAACCUGAACUUUGGUGGACUUUCAAUGCUACAAUCGAAGAUUGGUUCGAUGAGUUCGCAGGAAUGGCCAAUAUAAUUAACAAAUUCGCUGGUAUUCCCUUAGAGGAAUUAAGAGGAACUCGAGUUCCAUUCUUGAGAAUUGGUUGGAAUACUCAGUUAAUUAUGAUGAGAGAAUUUGGUUUCCUUUAUGAUUCCUCGAUGGUUCCACCCAAAUCAGAUCCUCCGAUUUGGCCUUACACUUUCGACUUCCGUAUUCCUCAUAAAUGUGCCGGUUCUCUCCAGAAAUGUCCAUCUCGUUCAUUCCCAGGAAUGUGGGAAAUGGUCAUGAACCCACUGGACAUUGAGGGACAUACUUGUGCUAUGGUCGAUUCGUGUCCAACUCAUUUAUCCGAGGAAGAACUAUUGGCCAUGUUCUUGGACAAUUUCAAUCGCCACUAUCGAACCAAUAAAGCACCGUUUGGAUUGUUUUUCCAUACGAUUUGGUUCAAGGAUAAGAAAAAUUUCAAGGUUUUCCUUCAAUUCAUUGAUGAACUCAUCAAGAAGCCCGAUGUUUACAUUGUCACCAACUAUCAGGCCAUCGAAUGGAUGAGGACACCGACACCAUUGAGCCAAUUGAACAAUUUCGAACCCUGGAAAUGCCAGAAAAACAUUGAUCCAAAUUUAGUUGCUUGUAAUCAUCCGAAAUUGUGUAAAUUACAUAGUCGCCAUUUAAAAGGUGAAAGAUAUUUGCACACUUGCUUUGAAUGUCCAGAGGUUUAUCCAUGGGUCAAGAAUGAAUUUGGACUUGAAUUCAAAUAGAACAAUUAACAAUGUAAUUUUCAUUCGAUUGCUAAUUAACUUCAACAA